GUUUAAAAGUGAAAGUAUGACUUAAAACUAGACUACGGAUUUGAUUACCAGAAAUAUUAAGAGGUUCUGCAAAAUAACAUGACGGACAAGAAUACCUAUCUUGUUUAUUAGUUGGUAUAUAUAGAUUAAUCUUUGGUAUUAUCAAGGAGCCACGGAUUUGUGUUCGAGCGAGUUCUUCAAGACGGUGGUGGAGUUCUUGCUCUGGUUCUUCAAGACGGACGCCUCGCUAUCAGAGCCGGGGGCCCGGGGCCGUGGGCGUAGGUAGUCCAUCCCCGCUUGUCGCCGUUAGGAUCCGGCUGUCCGAGACGCCGCUGUAGGGGCCGUGGCCCUGGCCGCUGGCUCCUACUCAUCGAUCGACCGCUACAAGGCCGAGUCGGGAUUCGUACGUUUUGAAGGAAAACCGAGUCAGGGUCGAAGCAGAAUAUAUAAACCGUCCUGAUCGCUGAGUCCAUCAACCAUCGAUCGUUGAUCCAGCAGCGCAACCGGUCUGGCGAUCGAUCAUGGCAGACGACCACGGCGACGGCGACCGCACCGACGAUUAUCCGUGCAAGGAUAAUUUGCAUCGCCAUUCUCAGGUUGCAGUCUCACGCGCCGCUUCAAAGGGGAGGUAUGCAAGGUUUAAAGAGAAUUUGAAUGCCAAGGCAGAGGAGACAAAGCAACACCACCAUCAAGUUGCCGUCUCAUGCGCCCCUUCAAAAGGGAGGAGUCGAGCUGGUUGGAUGUCCAAGGAGAGGAGCACUCCUGAAGGUAUCAACAUGAAGGAACAUGGUUGGAGGUUUCGGUUCCCUUUCCCUGAACUCCCGAAGUCGACUUACCAUGGUGACCUGAAUUCCCUUGGAAGGCCAGUUGUAAUGAAACAAAGGAAACCUCUGGAGGUGAGGAAUGCUCGCCGUGAAAGAAGAGUCGCGGCAAAACAAAAGGCUGCACGCUACCACGCGGAGGUGGCCCUGCGUAAAUACAAUAGAGCAAACAACACCAAGUUUGAACUGGUGGAGGUAAAAGUGAUAUCUAUAUUUUCCGAGUUUGGAGGAGCCGGGGCCCAUUAUAACUUCACAGCUAAGCAGCCUGAGGACCAGCAUUCUGCUGAUGCCGACAAUACCUUGCUAUUCUUCUCUGAAGUUAACCUCGACUUUCGGAGUGAGAAUGAUGUGAUCAUGUGCUGUAUAGUUGGGGAAAAUGACGCAGGCCAUUGCUAUGGAUGCGAAAACUAUCAGCCUGUUAUUCACCCAAGCAGCCAAGCAUAUGGCGGCGGUAGUAGUACUUGUAUUGACUACCCGUAUCCGGACAGCGAGAGCUCAGACAGCGAUUAGUAAUGUAGCACUUGAAGCUGCUUGGUGGCUACCGCUGGCUUGUUUCCGCGGAGUAAAUGAAGUUGAGAGACGUAUCGUGGGAUGGAAAACUAGGUGUUGUGAAUAAUCAGAUAAUGUCAUAUUUGCUCUCGUGGUUUGCUGCUAGCCUUUGGAGAAUAUAUGCUGCAAUGAGUAAAUGAGGUUUUAAUUGAAUGUUGUUGUGUCAUCCGACAGUGUCAUAUUUCCUCUCUCAAUUCGAUUACACUUGCAACU
Triticum aestivum (bread wheat) is the source of this 1562-nucleotide messenger RNA. RefSeq lists its product as uncharacterized. NCBI's taxonomy places the organism in Eukaryota, Viridiplantae, Streptophyta, Magnoliopsida, Poales, Poaceae. Bases 501 to 1310 code for a protein of 269 amino acids. The transcript is spliced from 6 exons. The record is from RefSeq and is a predicted model, not a curated record.